This is a messenger RNA of Sebastes umbrosus (honeycomb rockfish), 3556 nucleotides long. RefSeq names its product inhibitory synaptic factor 2A-like. Gene Ontology annotation, cellular component: postsynaptic density. Bases 503 to 1924 code for a protein of 473 amino acids. NCBI's taxonomy places the organism in Eukaryota, Metazoa, Chordata, Actinopteri, Perciformes, Sebastidae. The record is from RefSeq and is a predicted model, not a curated record. The transcript has 6 exons. Gene Ontology annotation, biological process: inhibitory postsynaptic potential.
CAGAUUAUAUAACAGCUCAGUGUCACCGGAGCCAUGUCUGUGGAGGACAAGGGGGUCUUCGCCGAUGAUGCAGCUCAGCGACUCUGGACUUUCCCCAGCAGCUUGCGUACUACCCCUCACUCCUCCUCUUCCUCCUCCUCCUCCUCCUCCCCAUCCUCCUCCUUCCUCUCUCUGCCAUAUCCACCCACCCAUCCACCCACCAGCCCACCCUCUCCCUGCCUUCCUAACACACACAUACACACAUACACUCAAUCACGAAUGCACAGGGAUUGCAGCAACAGCAGCAGCACAGCGAGAUGGAGAUCUCCGCUGUGUGUGUGAGUGCCUAUUCCCGCUGUCACUGCGCCGGCUGCCUCUCUCUCGGUCCUCCCGCAGCCUGUGCGAGCUGCUCCAGUGGCUGGACCGUACCCCGGCACCCACUGAAUACAUGGAUGAACACCGGCUCUACAGGGGAUCUGCGCUUUCUCGUCCUUUGCACCUCUGAUCUGUUUCUCAAGGAAAUAUGGUGAGCAAAGAAGACACCAAAUGCGUUGUUCUCUCAAAUUCAGAAGAUUCCGAUUCAGAGACAGGCCAUUCACACAGCCUUGACGCACAAUCUGGACCAGAAUCAGGCAAGCAGCAGGUGAAGAAGAGAAACAAGGCCUUACAAGUGCGUUUUAAGGAUAUCUGUGAAGCUCAGAAUGAGCGUCGGGCAAAACGCUCCAGAUCCAUUUCCUGCAAAGUGACGCACCGAAAGUACAUGACCAUGCCUGCCAGACGCUCUAUUCCAAACGUGACCAAGAGUACUGGUGUCCAGACCUCGCCGGACCUCACUAAGCGAUACAAGACUUUCCCUUUCGAGAGGAAAAAGGGACAUACAUUUAAACAUACUGCUUUGGUGGAAGAUUAUAAAGGACAAAACAAUGGGUUUUUGAGUGAUAUAAAGACAGCAGGAGAGGAUGGACAACCUAUCGGGGAGUCCUCUAAGUACAAGGGUAAGAUUGUGGGGCAGACAAAAGCACUGCUUCACCACACUGAUGACAGCAGUGAUACAGAGGAUUUGCUUUCCAGUGCCAACUGCGUGGACGGACCCUCCUGUCCAGACUCUUCACAUUUCUCGGAAGAGUGCCAUCCGAGCAGCCCUCCUUCCAAAAGCGAAACAGAGUACCAGGUUUGUGGGACAAGGACCAAACACAAAGGAUUACCCAAAGAAGACAUGGACGCUGGCACUUCCUCAAAGCGCCAGCUGGCUAAGUCAGAGUUUUCACAGGACAAGUCAAAGGGCGCUGGCCCUGGUGCCUGGAACUCUUUGACACAGGUGGAGUCUUUAGGAAGCCCGUCUGUGAGCUGUAAACGGAAAAAGGGUACGCAGCUAAGCGAACAGCAGUCGCAGACACUUCCCCAUAGUGCCAAAUGUUCUGUGCAGUCACAAGGGCAGUGUCGGACAAGGCAUGUGUCAGCCUCCUCUAAACUCCAGCAAACAGUUGGGGGGGAUGAGGGCUUUCCUCCCAGAGACACACGCGCCCCAGGCAUGGGGAGCAGCCAGCAGAUAAUGCCCUUAUCUGGAGACAAGGAUAUCAAAGCACAGCUGCAGGCCAUGGAGAGCCUCAUCAACUCGAGCCAGGAGACCAUCAAGGUCCUACUUGGAGUUAUUCAGGAGCUGGAGAAGGGUGAAGCGCAGAGAGAGGGGCUCACCUACCGAACAGGACAAGACACAGCAAAUUGUGACACUUGUCGAAACAGCGCAUGCAUCAUUUACAGUGUCGAGCUGGACUUCAAGCUGCAGGAGGACAAGCUCCAACCCCUGAUAAAGAGACUUUGCCCCCUGGACAGCCAACAAUGCCCCGCUCUGCCUUACUCCAAUGAAGUGUUCACGUCCACCCCGAAACGCAAGUCCAAGACAGAGUCCAAAAAGCAUGCUCGUUGGAAACUCUGGUUCCUUUGAACAAACACAAAGGCUUCAGAAAGGGCCUUUUUGUUGGGCACAUUAACACCCCCGUUAUUCUCCAAAUGGAUGAGGGAAUAUUCAGAGGGAGUAAUCAACAGACGAGGAUGGGUAACGACAGAAACCGAGUUCAUUUGGAGUUCCGAGUUGAGACUGCACAUUGAGUCAGCUGGGGGACAGCAGAGACAAAACAAAACAUUUUAAAUUCUGUCAAACCUUUUUCUGGCAUGUUCGCUGAAGAGGAUGGACACACACCUGCAAAAACUAGAGCAUAUUGCUUGGCAACAAGAGGAGGCGCCAUGUGGAGGGCCUUUUGUGAGUGAAGCUAUAAUCUUUGAAUGGACAUCAGCCCCAUCUCCGGCAAAGCACAAACUUUAGACUAUUGAGAGGAACAUGUGUAAAAAGACUGAAACACGGCUACAGUACAUGGCAGUGUGUCAGCGCUGUACCCCGUCUCUUUUCUCCUCUUCCUCCUCGUUAUCUGUUAACAUCCUGCUCAGUUUGUCUGUCCGACUGAACGUCUGCCUGCCUUUGUUAAUAACCCCAUCUCCUCCUUCGCCUCUCUUUGUAACUCCCUGUCCCUUUAUCUCUCUCUGUCUUCCUUUCUAUCUCUCCAUUUAGCUCACUGUGCAACCAACCAACUAGCCAGCCGACUUUGCCUCAGUCAUCCUGUCCUUUUUUCUGUAGGCUACACUGACACAUGUUCAGAAUCUAUAUUUUAGAAUACCUGCAUCUUUAUAGCAAAGUACUGUGAAAUGAAAUUUUAAAACAUAUAUGUUUGGGCCCCUCCUCUUGAAGCAGGUACAAUUGUUGAAAAUGAUUAAGUCUUCUGGGUUAGGUCAAAUUUUUUAACAACAUAUAUAUCUUGUUUUGACUACUUCCAAGGCAGAAUAUUUUAUAUGAUAACUUAAAGUGUUUUUUUCUUUUUUUCAAAAGAGUAAAAGCUAUUUUGACAUUUCUUCAUCUUUGAGUCCGUUAAGAGUUUGCCUUGCCUGUCAGAGCAGAGCUCUGACGUGAAGUCUUGAACCUAAUCUGCUUCUAUGUAAUUUGUUUCAUGCCCAGUUAGCUAACACUUGAAGUGUUGUUUUGUAAUAUUAAUUUAUCUUGCCAUUCAAGUUCAACCUUGUAAAAUGAAACAACAUCUUUUUUUUUUGUUGCAGAAAACAAUUACAGAACACCAAACAUCUGUUUACCAACCCACACAAACAACUGUGCACUGAACUUGCACGAGUAGAAGGGCUAUACACAGUGCUAAUGGAGUACAGUAGCAACCUUACAGCAGAGAAGACUUGUAGCCACCAGCUUUGGUUGAGUACAAAAAAAAAAAAACACUGAUGAUGUAGCAAUGAUACUGAACUUGCACGACGUUACAAAGCAGGAAUUAACUGAAGUCUUAAAGUCAUUUUAUAACAGCAGCUCUUAUGUAGAUUAUGGUACUGUUAAAUGUCUGAGAAACGUCGGGAAGACUCGUACUGGCCUCCCAUCAUUAGACGAAGCAGUUGAUUACAUUAUUCAGGUCACCGAUUUCCAUGCAAAGAUCUGUACACUGAGAAAGUGCAAUUUAGUGAUUAUGUGCAAUAUUGUGCAUUUUUCUACUGUUUCUACAUCACAAUUAAAACAUUUUCAACUGAA